This is a messenger RNA of Onychostoma macrolepis, 1079 nucleotides long. Its product is annotated as pre-mRNA-splicing factor RBM22-like. Lineage: Eukaryota; Metazoa; Chordata; Actinopteri; Cypriniformes; Cyprinidae. The transcript has 2 exons. Gene Ontology annotation, molecular function: pre-mRNA binding; metal ion binding; U6 snRNA binding. Gene Ontology annotation, cellular component: U2-type catalytic step 1 spliceosome; U2-type catalytic step 2 spliceosome; Prp19 complex. The coding region runs from base 25 to 288 and encodes 87 amino acids. The record is from RefSeq and is a predicted model, not a curated record.
CCAAUCCAGGUCAGAGACACGGGCAUGUCCAUUAAAGACGACAUGCCAAGGUCUGACGUGAACAAGGAAUAUUACACUCAGAACAUGGAGAGAGAGAUCCAGAACUCAGACGGUACCAGACCGGUUGGGAUGCUGGGUAAAGCACAGAACCCCAGUGACAUGCUGCUGAAGCUGGCGCGAACCACGCCAUACUACAAACGCAACAGACCCCAUAUCUGCUCCUUCUGGGUGAAGGGAGAGUGUAAGAGAGGAGAGGAGUGUCCCUACAGGUCAGACUCUUCCGUUUGAGUGUUUUAAGGGGGUUAAAUCUUUCACUUGUUAUGUCAGUCAUUUUUUUCUCUUAGUACUAUGAAAGAAGGCAAGUAUCACAGAUACCAAUAUUGACCAAAAUCAAUUUAUGGGGUUGAAAUGAGUGAAUAUAGCCAUUCAGUAUUAUGGUCAAAUUUGGGCCAUUUGGGUCCUCUUAAAACAGUCUUCACAUGAAUCCAUUAUUAUGCAUUCAGUACAAAAAUAUUUUAAUCAGAAAUUUUUCGGUCAGUUCACCUUCUGUAGUCUUGCAGGUUUUAUAUUUUUCUAAUUAAAAAGAUAAAAAAAAACCAUACUUUUUGCAUGCCGUAUUAUCAUGUAAUUGUCACGCCCAGUUGCCUGCACCACUGUGAGGCAUUAGAGGGCGUUUCUGUUUUGUGUUCCUGCCUGUUGUUCUGGUCAUUGACUCCAUUUCCCAUAAUGCUGUGUUUUCAUUAGUGUUUAUCUAGUUCAGCUGUGUUCCAUUUCCUGUUUGGUCUUGUGUUUGUGUAUAUCAAGCCCCGGUUUGCUAUUGUCUGUGUGAGUUGUUGCUAAGUGUUACCUCCUGUGUGUCUGGUGACCCCUUCCUGGUUCAGUCAUGUAUUUCAGAGCUAUUUAUCUGUGGAUUAUCAUUAAAGGAUUCUAAACUGCAUUUUGACCCACUUCUGUUGCCUACCUGUCUGCAGCCGUAACAGAACAACUCACCACAACAAAGGAUCCAGCAGGAAUUUUCAUCAUGCACCCACGUCAAAGUACUUGUUGUGACCCUUUAAAGAAACUUUGUUCCAUUUAUC